CUUUCUGUGUAUUUUUACGCCCCCCCCUGUGGGUCCUGGCACCGAACAAUUCCUCAUUGAGGGGCGGAUAAGCGAAUUUCCCAUCGAUAAUCCCUGUAAAAAAUCCCAUUUUCCAGGAUUUGCGGUCUCUUUAAAAAGCAGCUGUUGGUUUCUGAUCCCUCCGCCGGCGCCACAUCACAGCAGCAGCGGAUCCCUCCGCAGCGAUCGCAUCCUGCAGUGGGAGAGCGGCCGGAGCCCCCCGGGUGACAGCACCAUGGGAGCCUGGGGACUGAGCCUGGGGGUCCUGCACUGCUUGGGGGUCUACAUCCAUCUCAGCGCUGGAGACAAGCACAGCACAGCUGAUGCUUUGUUCACGGAAAUCCCACAAGAUGUUAGCGCACACCCCGGAGAAGAUGUGGAGAUGGCGUGUUCCUUCCGUGGCAGCGGUGACAUUCCCUACUCACUGGAGAUCCAGUGGUGGUAUAUCCGCACCCACAAGGACUGGGCAAACAAGGAAACAUGGGCAGAUAGCCAGUUAAAAUCUCUCCCGGGAACUCCAGAGAAAGGCGCCACCAAGAUAAGCGUGGUCAAGGUCUUCGGCAGCAACAUUUCGCACAAACUGCGGCUGUCUCACGUGAAGAUCUCGGAUGAAGGCACCUAUGAAUGCCGCGUGCUGGAUUACAGUGAUGGAAAAGGAAGACAACACCGUGUCAAGGCCUUUCUUCGCAUUGAGACAGAGUCAGGCCGCCGCGGUUCGAUUCCUCACCGCCAACAGGACACCAGCACUCACCGCCACUUCCAAGUCAAAGAGCUGAAAAAGCGAGCGGCAGAGCCUUGUGAUCAGUGCCAGGUGUAGACGGACCGAGGGUAUUUUUCCCAAACACCCAUGUACGGAGGAGUGCAUGAGAGGCUUCAUACCUUUCUCCAUCUGAAAAUUGUUGUCUACUUGCAAGCAGGAGCGGUCAGUGGAGAACAAGGACUUUACCCCAUCACGUGACUAAUUCCUUUUCAUGGUGAAGGUCAUCGAAGGUGCUCAGACUGUUACUUUUUGUGGACAAAGAAUGGAGCUUCCCUGCCUCUGUCCAUCAUCACCACAUCUCGUCAUUUCAUCACUCAGACUGGACAAGAUGUUGAGUUCAUAGACCAUUGGCAUUAUGGGAAGUAUAGAAUUCCCAGGAUGCCUUUGAGUAGAUGAUCUCGAAAUACAUAGGACGGGGUCAAUGGUUUAUAUAAGCCUUAUUCGAAAGGCCUCUCAUUGACCGAUCAACUUUUCAAUGUAAUAUUUUACAGGACUCGCCAACAUUCUGUGAUGGUCAAAUUACUAAUAAUAUCUAACCAAGUGUUUUAAGAAUUUAGAUGCCCAAAGUGGCGUCAGUGCUUUUAUUCUCCAUGUGUGGCAUAACCAUUGACCGUCUCCAAGUAGUUGCCUUUUCAGCUAAGAAAAUAUGGCUCUAACCUGCUCGCCUUGGCUUGGAAGAGAUGGCCCAGUGAUGAAAACCUACCACCGAAAAGUAAUGUAUAGAAGUAAUAAGCACAUGUAGCAUGGUUUCUUUUGAUGUUGACCGUCUGUUCGAGAUCACUUUGGUACUGCAUUCAUGUUUGAUCUCUACAUCCAGUAUUUUUUUUUUUUUGCACCUUCCCCAUGGACAAUGGGCUAGGGAUUAAAGACUAGUACUAGUUAGCAGGACAACAAGCCCCUCAGGUCUACAACAGGUGGUCCUUGCUGUUCCUUCAUUGAGUAACACCUAAGGUACUGGCACAUGAACGUGUAUAUCUACAACACAUACGUAAAAGUGGACACUGUCCUUUUAUUCAGUAUUUUAGGUACGUCUGAAAAUAUUGAGUUAAUAGAAGCAGUUUAGGACAGUUCUCUUUUGGCCAGAAAGGACAGUGGUUACCAAGAGCGUCACUUUAGCCGACUGUCUAAGGCAGUGUUUCCCAACCUCUAACUCUUGCAAAACUAUAGCUCCAGCAUACUGGAGUUGUAGUUUUGCAAUGGCUGGAGGCUCACUGGUCUAAGGUGUAUGGCAGCCUCCCGACUCUCCACCGACAAACGAGUCCGUGAAGAGAAGGAUGAGCCAUGUUGGAUUUUUUCCGCUUUGCACUUGGAGGGAUAAGCCACUGCCAGAGCUGUCCCCCCAUAGACAACACAUCAACGCUCGUCUGGAAUGAAAUAAAAAAUGUAUGGUCAUCUCAAAGGGGUUUUCCGACGAAAGAAACAACCUGUGUAUGGUGCCAAAGUAGAAUAAGUUAUGUUAUUAGUCAGACUGCCCAGAUCCUCCAUAUCAUCUUUGCUCUCUGCCUUGUAAGCUGUGACGUCAUGUCACAGGCUCUGAAUGCAGCGUUUCCAUCCGCCUUCCCUCCUAUCAAACUAACGAUGUGAAGGGGGAGCUGCUAUUACAGCUCAUUAGAUUUAUGACUCAUGAGAUAAGGCAGCAGUGAGCCAGUUCUGACAGAAACUUCUGUGUUGGGCUCCCUGCUGCCUUAUCUAAGGAGUGAUAAAACUAAUGAGCAGUAAUUCCAGCUCCCCUCUUUAUGUGGAGAAAAUGGAAGGCGCUCACCUUAUAAUACAACAAACUGAGCAAUUAACCGUCUAAACACCUAUACCAUAGGUGUUAAUAAAUAAUGUAAAAUAGAGGAAAAAUGACGGUGCUCAAAGUUAAAUGGAUAUGAUAUCUCAAUAUUACAUUUAUUGUGAUUUUUUAAUAAAUGUAUUAUUGAUGUAUCAUAUCCACUUAACUUUGAGCACAGUCAUUUUUUCCCCCCUUUUUAUAUUACUGGACUUUUCCAGUGCUGACAGGAGGAAAGGGCUCUUCUUUCAGAGCCUGUGACGUGACAUCACAGCUUACAAGGCAAAAAGCUCAGCCAAUAUAGAGAGAUCUCUAUGGCUUAUAACAUGGUUAGUAAUUUGCAUUAUUAUACUUAUUGAUAGCAUAUACAGGUUGUUAAUUUGCUAUACAACCUCUUUAAGAUAUUUGCGAUACGCAGCACCCACCCUUUAAAUCCCAUCUUAAAAAACAAUUGUCUAUAAUUCUCCAAAUAACAUUUGGGUUAUAUAUAUAUAUAUAUAUAUAUAUAUAUAUAUAUACACACAUAUAAAUAAAUAUAUAACAUAGAAACAUCCAUCCAAGAUAGAUUUUGCGAAAGCCUUUUGUUCUUUAGUUGAGUUGGUGUUUGGCCACUACACAGGAAUUGCUUCACCUGCCACCAGCUAUAGUCAUCUUGUAUGAAGCUGGUUUUGCCUCCAGCCAUGCCAGCAGCAAACGGUUUGCAGUUCUUUUCGAGGUAGACAAAGGUUUCGAAAACGGACCGACCUAGAAUUUUUUUUCUAUUCCUUUUUUGUCCUGGGCAUUUAUUGAAGGUGCAUUAGGAAACAACCAACGAGACACUUUUUACCUGGACCUGGAUUGUUGGGGCCGGAGGGACCGAAGGAAGAGCUGUUAAUGAUGGGCAAUACGAUUUCUCAUGGCCUUAGAGCAGUGGUCUCUAAAUUGUGGAUCUCCAGAUGUUGCAAAACUACAACUCCCAGCAGGCCGGAUGGCAUUGCUGUCUCUAAGAGACAUGGAAAGCAGUAAUAAAAAAGAGAGUCCGUACAAUCAUUAGCUGCAGAGUUUUACAACUACCCUGAUCACGCUGCCUGUCUCUUCUGUGUGCAGAUUCUCUAGACUGUAAAAUUGUGAACCUACAGUUGUUGUAAAACUACAACUCCCAGCAUGCCUGGACGGCAUUGCUGUCUCUAAGAGACAAGGAAAGCUGUAAUAAGAGGCGAGUCCGUACAAUAAUUAGCUGCAGAGUUUUACAACUCCCCUGAUCACGCUGCCUGCCUUUCUCUAGACUGUAAAAUUGUUAACCUACAGUGUGCUGUCCGGGCAUGCUAGGAGUUGUAGUUUUGCAACAUCUGGAGGUCCACAGUUUGGAGACCAAGGGCAUAGCUCUUUAAAUAAAUGCUUUGGCAUUGUUUACUACCAGCUGUAUAGAUGUGCUACACAGAUACCAUUGGCCAUUUAUAUGCUGCUGUAUCUGGCACCAUGGAGUCGAUUUACUAUGUGGGUGCUUUAAGUGCUGCUUCCAUACCUGGGAUUUAGGUAAAAUAUGCGGUAAGCCUCUCUAUCAAUGCUUUUUUUUUUUUUUGGUUUAGGUGUGACUGUAAGGUAAAUUCAGUAUCGGAGAGGGCCGUCAUGUUCUCCGCUCAUGAGAUGCAAGUGGUUUCUGGGUUCAGCACUAUGGUGCCCCCUUCUCCAUGAUAUGUGACGCCUCUCUGGAUGUAAAUAAAGGUGAUUGUUCUCCCACGA
Messenger RNA from Hyla sarda, 4271 nucleotides. It is a transcript of the gene VSTM2L, whose product is annotated as V-set and transmembrane domain containing 2 like. The transcript is spliced from 4 exons. The record is from RefSeq and is a predicted model, not a curated record. Bases 254 to 835 code for a protein of 193 amino acids. NCBI's taxonomy places the organism in Eukaryota, Metazoa, Chordata, Amphibia, Anura, Hylidae.